Carica papaya (papaya) is the source of this 1804-nucleotide messenger RNA. The record is from RefSeq and is a predicted model, not a curated record. NCBI's taxonomy places the organism in Eukaryota, Viridiplantae, Streptophyta, Magnoliopsida, Brassicales, Caricaceae.
CUGCUCUCUCUUCCCCUCUUCCCCUUUCCUCUCUCUCUCUCUCUCUCUCUCUCUCCAGCCGUGAAUUAAUUGCCACUCUCGACUCUCUCCCCCUUUCUCUUUGUGUAGACAAGAUCGCGAAUAGUUGAAGGGAGAGAAUUAUGUAUGGCGAGUCAACUAGGUGCCAACUCGACUGCUAAGCUACAGCGUCAACUCGUUCGCGAACUCAGGAUGGUGAGGCGUGUACGGUUUACGAGUUGAGCGUCAAGAUUGUCUGUUUGCCAUCCAGGUCUUCUAUCUUCUUCGUCAACUUCCAUUGCUUGCUUCAUUCACCGCUUUCUGUUUUAAAAGUUGCUUUCUUUUUGUUUUUUUAAACUGGGAAAUUGUUAAUUCGAAGUCAUCCUCUUGAUGACCUAAGAACUAGGGUUUUCUAGGUUUUGGAUUUUGCUUUUUCAAUUUCUAGUCAAGGUAAAGUCAUGUAUUCUGCUAAUUUAAGGUUUCGUGAUUUCGGGUUUUAAUUUGUUGUCUGGUCGGGCAAUAGUAUUGGGAUAUAAUCAGAUGUACACCUUUAUUUGUAUCGUAGAAGUAGGGUUUUGAUCUGGAUUUCUGGAAGUGUGGGAUCAAGAAAAAUAUUAGGGUUUUUUUGGGUUUAUCUAAUUUGUGAGGAAGUAGGGGUUUUCUUUUAUCAGGGUUUGUUGAAUUUGUGAUGAGUGAGGAGACAUCUGCUCCAAUGAACCUGGAUUUAAAUCUAGGUCCUGGUCCUGAGGCAGAAUCAGGACCGAUACCAAGUGAAGCUGUGAAUUUGGAAGAUUGGAUUGAUUAUCCUGCUGAGAGAAUUAGGGAAGCUGCCAUUAGGCUUAGAACUCGGCAAAGGUGGAGAUGGCGACAGGUUCAAGUCCCAACUGAAAGUCAAAACCUUCCGGUCGAAUUGAGUCAAUUGAUGGGCAAUUCUGGAAAUGGGAUUACAUUACAGACUGGGGAGGGUAGUGUUGCUGCUGAAGAAAGAAAUAACGAGGCCCCCAAAACAUGUGAAAAUAACAAUGGCUUUUUGGAGGACCUCGUAACCGAGAAAAAAGAUAGUAUUGAGAAGAGUAGUGGCAAUGAUGGGAGCUUUUUUGACUGUAAUAUAUGCUUGGAUAUGGCUAGGGACCCUGUAGUGACUUGUUGUGGCCACUUAUUUUGUUGGUCAUGCAUUUACCGAUGGUUACAUGUGCACUCAGAUGCAAAGGAAUGUCCAGUCUGUAAGGGAGAGGUAACAAUAAAAAAUGUGACACCAAUCUAUGGUCGGGGAUACAUAACCCGUGAACCAGAAGAGGACCUGAAUGUUAAGAUCCCUCCAAGGCCCAGUGGAAGACGAGUUGAGAGUUGGAGACAAGCCUUUCAAAGCAGUUCUUUUAGUUUUCCAAUGGAAGAGAUGAUACGGCGUCUUGGGAGUAGGUUUGAUUUGACCAGGGAUUUGGCCCAGCCUCAGCCACGGGACUCUAGCAGCACCCGUGAAACUCAAGAGAGAUCUAGUUCCCUGCUAAAUAGGUUUUUAACAUCUCGGGGGUUGCGUGGAGAACAAAAUCCAGUUGCUCCUCCAAAUGAUGUAGACUUGGCACCAGGCAUUGCAACUGAAAUUGAGAGCGAGGCUCGUCGUUAUCAUUCUCUGUUAGUUCGAAGACCAUCACAUACACAUAGAGCUGUGAGAAUUUCUUCUCUUACAUCUGCACUAAGUUCAGCUGAAAGGUUAUUUGAGGCCUAUCUCAGAAGCCACCCUGUUGGAAGAAUCAGACAGCCUCCUCCAGUUGAUGAUAGAGACUCUUUUCAGCAUUGCUGCUGUAAU